GGUUGACCAUUUUUUUAAUUUUUUUUACAACUUCACACCGGUCCAUAACAAUAAAUAAACAACUACUCCAAUUUUUGUAAUUUAUAAAUACAAAUUUUGUCUAUUUAUAUAACGUAUAAUUAAAGAAAAAAACAUUACAAUAAGUAUUGUUAAAUUAAAAACAAUAUAAAUAAACUUACCGAGAGCAGCAAGUGGACCCCAGUGAAAUAUUUUCCUAAAUGAUAUCAUUGACAUAGUGAUAUAAUUAUAUAUCACCACACAUAUAUUAUUUUGAACAACAAUUACUUUUCCAGUCUUGGCUGGAAUUUAUUAUCCAGUAUAAUUACAAAUACAGAAUUUGAUAGCAGUUGUGCCUCGAGCAAGGCCACCUCUUCCCAGAAUGCAAACAAAAACAUACAGAUCAACAAGAACAUUACCAAAAUGUUAUGAUGAAGAUAUUGAUGAUGAUGAUGAUAGUAAUGAUGAUUCUGAUGACGAAGAUAAAAGUCAAGAAGAAAUUAGAUCAGAGGGUUUUCAUAGAAUGAGUAAAGAACAUUUGUUGGAUAGUCUGUCACCAAUUUCAGGAUCACCAGAAAAAUCAAUAAGACGAAAAAACAGACAUGAUCCUGAUGAUAAUGAUGCUGACGAUGACGAUGAUGAUGAUUAUGAUGGUAGAAAAUCAUCAAAAACACAAGUUGAUUCAUCUCGUAAAAAAAAGAAACCAUUGAUACAACAAAUUAGAAAAUCAGAACCAGUUAAACAUAAUUUUUUUCAAUGGUUAUUUUUUAUUGGACUUGUAAUAAUUUUUAUAGCCAUUAUACCAUAUUUAUCUGUAGCAUUAAAUGCCCAAAAUGUUGAAUCAUCAGUUAAUAAAACAAACAAAGAAGAUGUUAAAUUAAUAAUGAAUAAUUUUAGAAAAAAUAUCAAUGAUAUAAGAUUGAUAUUUAAAAAUCAAGAUGAUACAAUAUGGAAUGAUAUUGAGGGUAGAAUUUAUGAAAUAAUUGUCAAUCCAAAAAGACCAACAGUUAUAUUUUUAUUUGCUAAUGAUGAUCAGCCAAUGUUUUGUUUAGCAAGACUUCUUGGAAAUGCAAGUCGUACAGUAUUAAAUUGUGAAGAGGAUCUUCUUCUUACUGCUGAUGAUUCAAUACUCGGUGAUGAUUAUGGAAUGGUUAUUGAAAAUUUAAAAGAUAAAAUUAUUCAACAACGAGUUGUUAUUUUUGAAAAUAUACUCAAUAUUAAUCCAGAAGCAAUGAGAGCAUUUCACAAUCUUUGUGACAGUGAAAAUCCACUUGUUAGAAAUGCAAUAUAUAUAUUAACAAUGGUUAAUAAUAAAAAUGAUAAUAAUUAUUAUAAAAAAACAAUGAAUACAAGAGAAUCAAUGAAGUUUAUUGAGCAUCAAUUGACUCAAAAAUUAACUGGUAAUAUUGAUCCAGAUAAACUUCAGCCACUUGUCACACGAAUGACUGAUGCAGUCAUAAUAAAUGUCCAAUCAGAACCAGAAUUUCAAUCUUGUCCUCUUCGUUAUUAAAUGUUUAUAUGUUAAAUUAAGAUCAAAUUUGUAUAAAAAAUUUUUAGUAUUGUUUUUAAAAAAAGAAAUUGAAAAUUUGUGUAAAAUUAUUAUUUUUUUUUUUUGCUUGUGUAAUAGUUCAGAGAUUUAUAUAUAAUAUAAUUAAUUUUUUCGUAUAGAUUUACUUUUUUUUUACAAUAAAAUAAAUAUUAUUUCAAAA
This is a messenger RNA of Aphidius gifuensis, 1706 nucleotides long. RefSeq lists its product as uncharacterized. Gene Ontology annotation, biological process: membrane organization. Gene Ontology annotation, molecular function: ATPase activator activity. Bases 380 to 1507 code for a protein of 375 amino acids. Gene Ontology annotation, cellular component: membrane. The transcript has 3 exons. The record is from RefSeq and is a predicted model, not a curated record. Lineage: Eukaryota; Metazoa; Arthropoda; Insecta; Hymenoptera; Braconidae.